Messenger RNA from Anguilla anguilla (European eel), 372 nucleotides. RefSeq lists its product as uncharacterized. The coding region runs from base 109 to 369 and encodes 86 amino acids. Lineage: Eukaryota; Metazoa; Chordata; Actinopteri; Anguilliformes; Anguillidae. Gene Ontology annotation, molecular function: serine-type endopeptidase inhibitor activity; protein binding. The transcript is spliced from 4 exons. The record is from RefSeq and is a predicted model, not a curated record.
GGGACUGGCUCUGGCUCCAUAUAAAGAGAGUUGGGACCAGAACAGAGACAGAAACAGGGGCAAACACACCUGCAGUCACACUCUCAUUAGGACAACCUCAGAGGCACUAUGAAACACACUAUCCUGGUCUGCAUAGUGCUGCUGGUCGCAGUGUCUGAGCUCUCAGCCGAUGAAAGGACACAGCCAGAGCCCAGACAGGCCAAAUGCUCGAAGGGUUCCGAAAGUGGCUUCUGUCCCAGAAUUUUCCAUCCUGUGUGUGGGACUGAUGGCCAAACUUAUGAUAACGAGUGUUUACUCUGUUAUGAAAACAAGAAAAAGAAUGAAAACAUCAUGAUCGUGCAUGAAGGGAACUGUCCAGUCGACUACUGAAAG